GCUAUUGUGGUGACUGAAUUGCUUUCCAGUACCAGGGUAUUUAGUUAGGCAGAUUGUGUUUCCUUACACCCCACGAUGAUCUCCCUUGAUGGCGGCUGGUGAUAAGUGGCUUGGGGGGGACAGCAGAAUCUCACAAACAGGGACAUGAGCGUGCAUACAGACAGCAUCAUAACAACAUGGAAUACAGCUCUGCAGGGAUCAUGGACGACUGCGUUGUUGAGUGAAGAAUUGGUAACACUGGACCGCUGACACCUCCAUCUACUGUCCACUAACCAUGGGAAGCGCAGAAGAAAUGCACGGAUGGACAGUAAAAAUGAGCACGCCGGGCGUUUUGGCUGUAGUGACGUUCUUUUCUAUGCUUCCUGGCGGUGUGCUCAGCGAUAUGAGAUGUACUCAGGGUCUGGAAGCCCAACAAUUUGCCCAGGGGUCCACUCAUCUGCACCGUCGCCUGAAGAGAGGCUGGAUCUGGAAACAGCUGUUUGUCCCAGAGGAAGAUCCCACUCCUCGUGUUAUUGGCCAGCUCAAAUCUGAUUCCGACCGAGGCGAGUUUUCUAUCAAGUACAUAUUAUCAGGGGAAGGCGCCGGAGAUGUGUUUGAGAUAGAUGAGUAUUCUGGUGAGAUCCGGACUCUGAAGAAGCUUGAUCGUGAGGAGAAGGCUUUUUACAUCCUUCAAGCCCAGGCUAUCAACAGGAGGUCCAACGAGCCAGAGGAGCCCCAGUCAGAGUUUAUCAUCCAGGUGCAAGACAUCAAUGACAAUGUCCCCCAGUUCCAGAAUGAACCAUAUGUGUCCAGCAUCCCCGAGAUGUGUCCAACUGGGACCAGAGUGGCCCAGGUGACAGCCACAGAUGCUGAUGAUCCCCUGUUCGGAAACAACGCCAAGCUCAUCUACUCCAUCCUGCAGGGGGAGCCCUACUUCUCCGUGGAGCCAAAGACGGGGAUUAUUGUAACAUCCUGGCCAAACAUGGACCGUGAAGCCAGGGAGCAGUACCUGGUGGUGGUGCAGGUGAAGGAUAUGCUGGGCCUGAGCGGCGGCUACUCCUCCUCCACCACAGUUACCGUCAGCCUGACUGAUGUCAACGACAAUGGACCCACGUUCCAGCACCGUGAGUCACAGUAA
Molecule: messenger RNA, 1117 nt
Organism: Paralichthys olivaceus (Japanese flounder)
Lineage: Eukaryota; Metazoa; Chordata; Actinopteri; Pleuronectiformes; Paralichthyidae
Source: RefSeq, a predicted model, not a curated record